This is a messenger RNA of Pseudopipra pipra, 3471 nucleotides long. Its product is annotated as small conductance calcium-activated potassium channel protein 2-like. The record is from RefSeq and is a predicted model, not a curated record. Gene Ontology annotation, cellular component: neuronal cell body; plasma membrane; neuron projection. The transcript is spliced from 9 exons. Gene Ontology annotation, biological process: potassium ion transmembrane transport. Gene Ontology annotation, molecular function: small conductance calcium-activated potassium channel activity; calmodulin binding. Lineage: Eukaryota; Metazoa; Chordata; Aves; Passeriformes; Pipridae.
AAAAGACUUUAUCUGGUUCAGAUAUCGCUCUGUCUAAGGGAGUUGCCAUAAUGAAUUAUUCAGUGAGAAUUUGGGAGAGAAAGGAAGGUGAAGAGGCAAAAUGGUAGCAGGUGAUGAACAAAGAUUACUGUGGAACAGAGUUUCGGGAAAAUGGAUCCAGACAAAAACUCAAUUACAUAAUGAAAACGAUCCUGUUUCACUGUUAAAGCUUCUAGUAAUCCAUUAGAAUAAGUCCCUAACCUAUAAAUCACCUUUUAUUGCAUCCUCAGGUGAUGAUCGAAAAUCCUAUGAAACUUCCAGUAACUAGUUUCUUCCUUUUUUAGUUAAGAAAAAGAGUGGCCAAAAGAAAUCCUCCCCUUUGUUAUAGGUCUUAUUAGGUAUAAAUAGGUGUUCUUGCAAAGUUUGUAGUGUAGUUACAUUUAGUAGUAGGAAGUGACAAGUUACUGGUUGUCAGUUACAGAAAGGUGCAGUUUGCCCAGAGACAAGAGGACCUAUCAGAAGCAAAGGAUCAGUAACCUCCAUUUUGAAAAUGUUGGGGACCCUUCCCCUAAUGACCAUGUAAUGGGGCACACGUUGUAGGUGUGUCGGAAAGUCUGUAACACCGAAAUACCUCAGCCAAUGGAGAAACGGGGAGGGACCUGCGUUUCGGGCAAAGGGGAUAAAAGAGGCUGCGACCUCUGUCAAGUGGAGAGACCUCAUUGGGGAUUGUCCAGUGAACUCUUCCUUUUAUUCGAAUAAAAGUUUUAGCUAGCUCCUCUGUCUCUUGGCUAUUUUUGAGGCUCUUAAUACCAGAAAUAUUUUUCGGAACAGUCUGAAAAAUAUCGGAAAUUACUAUAUGUAACCAAAUGCCUCGGAUAGCCCCCCAGCGGUUAGCUAUCGCUGCCACCCCGGGCCCUGCGGCCCCUGGAAGCCAGUGGGCCCUGGGCUCUCCCGAGUUUCAGGAGAGGAGAGAUCUCCUGUGACGUCUCUGAUGGCCUGUGGGCACGGCUUGAGGCCGCACCCUGGCCCAGCUCCUCUCCGUGCUGGGCGCCGGCCGCGCCAGGCCCUGAGAACCGCCUCCUCCCCGGGACCGCGGCGAGGGCCUCGGAGCGAGGACGCUGCUGUCUUGCACGUCUCCGGAAAGCGAUGGGGCGUCGCUGGACAGCUCCGGAGCGCAGCGCAGCGCCUAUGUUCUGGAGACGGCGCAGAUGUCCGGUCUCCCUCGACGAGAUGCGCCUCGUUUUGGUCCCCCCGACCAAUCGGCUGGACUCUACGGAAGCCGGGAUGGGCCCUUCGUGAAGGCAGCAGGCCUCUCCCCUGCCGACCAUAACGCACUGCGCAGGGUGCAUCACCACUACCUGGUGCUCCUGCGGCUUUAACGCCUCCGACAUGGAAACACCAUUGCAGUUCCAGACGGGCUUCUGCUCUGAGCAGCAGCAGCAGCAGCAGGGCCAGGACAAGCAGAGUCUUCUCCAGCAGCCACAGCAGCAGCAGACCCCAUGCCUCCAGUGCAACAACUGUACCUAUUAUGGGGCCGCUGUGGCAGCAGCGGGGGAUAACCUGCCCUCGCUGCUCUGCACUUCUUCGCCUCUCUCGGGCGCCCUCAGGACUCACUCCUCGCCGCUCUCCACUUCCGCCUCCUCCCGGCAGGGCAGCCAGUUGAACGUCAGCGAGCUCACCCCCUCCAGUCAUGCCGGCUCGUGCAGACAGCCCCACCAGUACCCCCAGUACCACCAGUGCCAUAGCCUGCAGCAGCAGCAAGCAGCCAGUCCCAGCAGCAGUGUCAGCAGCGGCAGCACCCACCAUCACCACUACCAGCAGCGUCGGGAGAGCAAUCCCUUCGCCGAAAUAGCCAUGAGCAGGUGCAGGUACAACGGCGGCAUCAUGCGGCCGCUCAGCAACCUGAGCUCAUCCCGCAGGAACCUGCACGAGCUUGACUCCGAGUCUCAGCCGCUCCAGCAGCCGCUCGUCGGCCCCAUAGCCGCUGCUCCGGAGAUCGUGGUCUCCAAGCCCGAGCACAACAACUCCAACAACCUGGCGCUCUACGGCUCCGGCGGCACGAACAACGGCGGGGGCAAGUCCAGCAAGAAGAAGAACCAGAACAUCGGCUACAAGCUGGGGCACCGCCGGGCGCUCUUCGAGAAGCGCAAGCGCCUCAGCGACUACGCGCUCAUCUUCGGCAUGUUUGGCAUCGUAGUCAUGGUGAUCGAGACAGAGCUGUCCUGGGGCGCCUACACGAAGGAGUCUCUGUAUUCCCUCGCUCUGAAAUGUCUUAUUAGCCUCUCCACGAUUAUCUUGCUUGGGCUCAUUAUUGUAUACCAUGCAAGGGAAAUUCAGUUAUUCAUGGUGGACAAUGGAGCAGAUGACUGGAGAAUAGCCAUGACUUAUGAGCGGAUUUUCUUUAUCUGCUUGGAAAUACUUGUAUGUGCUAUACAUCCCAUACCUGGGAACUAUACAUUCACAUGGACAGCCCGUCUUGCCUUUUCUUACACUCCAUCCACAACAACAGCUGAUGUGGAUAUUAUUUUAUCUAUACCAAUGUUCUUAAGGCUGUAUCUUAUUGCCAGAGUUAUGCUUUUGCAUAGCAAACUUUUCACCGAUGCAUCAUCUAGAAGCAUUGGAGCGUUAAACAAGAUAAACUUCAAUACCCGUUUUGUUAUGAAGACUUUAAUGACAAUAUGUCCAGGAACUGUACUGUUGGUUUUUAGUAUCUCAUUAUGGAUAAUUGCUGCAUGGACUGUCCGAGCUUGUGAAAGGUACCAUGAUCAACAGGAUGUUACAAGCAACUUCCUUGGAGCAAUGUGGUUGAUUUCAAUAACAUUUCUAUCCAUUGGAUAUGGUGACAUGGUACCUAAUACAUACUGUGGGAAAGGGGUCUGUUUACUCACUGGAAUCAUGGGUGCUGGGUGCACUGCACUGGUGGUAGCUGUGGUUGCAAGGAAGUUAGAACUUACCAAAGCUGAAAAACAUGUCCAUAAUUUCAUGAUGGACACCCAGCUAACUAAAAGAGUGAAAAAUGCAGCAGCCAAUGUACUCAGGGAAACAUGGUUAAUUUAUAAAAGUACAAAGCUGGUUAAAAAGGUAGACCAUGCAAAAAUAAGGAAACAUCAACGAAAAUUCUUGCAAGCUAUUCAUCAAUUAAGAAGUGUAAAAAUGGAACAAAGGAAACUGAAUGAUCAAGCCAACACUUUGGUGGACCUGGCAAAGACUCAAAACAUCAUGUAUGACAUGAUUUCUGACUUAAAUGAAAGAAGUGAAGAUUUUGAGAAGAGAAUUGUUACUCUGGAGACUAAACUGGAAGCUUUAAUUGGUAGCAUUCAAGCUCUCCCUGGACUGAUUAGCCAGACAAUCAGUCAACAACAGAAGGAUCUCCUUGAGACUCAAAUACAAAAUUAUAAACAUGUUGCCUACAGUGCUGAGCAAUCAUGGUCUUUGUCAAAAAGGAGGAGAUCCUCCUCCACAGCACCACCAACUUCAUCAGAGAGUAGCUAG